Messenger RNA from Harmonia axyridis, 5708 nucleotides. It is a transcript of the gene Larp4B, whose product is annotated as la-related protein 4. Gene Ontology annotation, biological process: positive regulation of translation. Gene Ontology annotation, cellular component: cytosol; cytoplasmic stress granule. The transcript is spliced from 9 exons. NCBI's taxonomy places the organism in Eukaryota, Metazoa, Arthropoda, Insecta, Coleoptera, Coccinellidae. Bases 387 to 2567 code for a protein of 726 amino acids. The record is from RefSeq and is a predicted model, not a curated record. Gene Ontology annotation, molecular function: mRNA 3'-UTR binding.
GAUCAUCUUUGGUGUGUAAACAACUGAUUGUCGACUUUUCAAUUCAAUGCUUUAAUUAAUAUUUUUGAUGCAGACUGCAAUAUUAACUAAAUUCUAGCUUUUAGGAAAAUUUCAGUCAUUUUUUCAAACUGUUGAUCAUUAAAUUAUUCCUAUCAACAAUGUUCAUUAUGGACUUCGUGUUAAAUAAGAGGGACCUCCUUAAUUUGAAAUUUGUCAUUGUACAUUGGUAAAUAAUAUUGUUGAUAUCAAUUCUUUGGUUACUUUGCCUAUUUAUUCUCGUCUCUUGAAUAUCGCUGUUGAACAUCAACAAACUCCUUAAAAUGUGUUAACUAAUGUGGAAAUGACCUUGAUGCAAAUAUCACCCAUCACUUUUUUGAAAUAGGGUUAUGUUCUAUAUCAGUCUCCAUAUUUGUGUUAUGCACUGGUAUAGUUAUUUCCCGUUGUCGUUAAUGAAUGGCAAUGUCUCGCAGCCCAUCGCCCCUAGGGCAGUGUUUAAUAGCAAAUUACACGAGGCGGCUGCCAACGAUAACUUGGAUGCAAUAUUAUCUACCGAAAGGUUAGAGGGAGGCAAAUACUUGAAUGAAGUUAUACAGACAGUUCCACCUCCGGGUGUACCCGAAGAAGCUUCCAGGGAACAACUCAAGAAAACGCUUAGGAAACAACUCGAUUUUUAUUUUUCUACUCAGAAUUUGGCCAGUGAUGGGUACCUGCUGUCCCAAAUGGAUACGGAACAAUUUGUCCCCGUCUGGACUGUUGCUAACUUUAACCUCGUCAAGAAGUUAACCAACGAUAUAGAGUUGAUUACGGAAGUUCUGACCGAGUGUGCUAAUGUUCAGCUCAACGAGACAAAGACAAAGGUGCGUCCGAACUACCAGCGUUGCGUUGUCAUUCUGAGAGAUAUAUCAGAAGAUACCCCUAUUGAAGACGUUAAACAGUUGAUGACCGGCGAGGGUUGUCCUUCGUUCAUCUCAUGCGAAUUCGCUGGUAAUAAUGCUUGGUACGUCACUUACGCGUCUGACGAGGACGCGCAGAGCGCCUACUCCUUCGUCAGGGAGAACGUGAAGGAGUUCAGGGGCAAGCAGAUCCACGCUCGGAUCAAGGCGAAGCCGAUGCGCCAGCAGAACGCCGGCGGUGGCGGCGGCGUUCAAACUGGCGCCACCUACAAGAGCAACUGGAAUACACAACCUAACGCCGGUACCAUCUUCGACCCUCACGCCUACCCGAACAACCAGCAACGGUUUAUGUUCACCAAUGGGACGCACGCCCAGAUGCCGAUGCCUACGAAUCAAUUUUUCUUCCCCCAGUUCCAGCAGGGACCCCUGAUACCGACUUACAUGCCGGCUGCUUGGCAGGCGGCGGCCGGGAACUUCUACGACAUCAAUACGGUGUUUCAGGUGAACGGUUUGGCACCUCAGACUCCGUACAAGGCGUCGUACAAGAACAACGGCAAGUCUAAGAAGAAGACGACUACCACCACUGGUCAGGCCGAACAGGGCGCCGCUGCGGCUUGUUCUACGACUGUCAGGCAGGCUCAACCUCAUAUGACUGUUGCUGCAAGGAGUAAUGCCAACGCCAGGGGGCAACAGCCCCCUGAUAUGGCCGAUCCCGGUAUGCCUAUGGCCGUGCCAUUUGUACCUCACACAUUGCCAUUGAUUGAUAUGUCUAUGGGUUACGGCUACGUACCCCAGCCUUUGGCCAUGUCGAAGGAGCCCAUGCCACCGCGACAUCGCAGAAGAAGGAGGGAAGACGAAAAUUCCGCUGGACCCAGCCAGCCCCAAGAAGUAGAACAGAGGACCUUCGAUUUAGGUCAUUCUGCAUUCCCACCAUUAAAGAGUAAUUCUCGACGCAUCAGCUCCGUAGAAAACCAGGAAGAACCUUCCAGUACGGAACAACCUGCUCAGGCUAGUGAUGCAGUGCCGUGGUCCGACCACCGCAUCGUCGAUAUCUUGAGAGGAAACACUGUCUCCAAAAGCAGCAGUACCUCAACAUCCAGCAAGGGCUCGCUAAGUGUUAACGAUACCGAGUCUCCCAGAGCUGGUUCUCCUCAGAUGAACGAGGCUAGAGACACCGUUGAAGGUUUGGAAGCCAGCCUGAAUUCUGCUCUUACACUUACUCCUCCAAUCUCACCUGAGAAAAACAAGGAUGCCAAAUGCACAAUGACUGAUAAAUCCACUAAGACCGAUGAUGUUCUCCUUAACGGUGAAUCGGAUAUCUGUCCCACCACAACUAACGCUGCUACAAUGACAACUGCUGCCGAAGUUAGCACAUCAAGGACAGAAGCUCCAAAACCACCCACUACUUCAUCUCACAAUCCCCCUCGCAUGAGUUACGCUCAAGUUGCUCAACACCCCAAGGAAGUUGGAAACCAGAAAGAAAAAAAGGACAUCCCAACGGACGGUGAGGCAGCUUCAUCGUCGGCCGCACCUGUCCAGAACGGUGAAAAAAGGGGUAAAGAUAACCACGCUAAACAAGAAAAGACUCAGAGGAAUCAGAGGGCUUCGGGCGUACCCAACGGUACCUCCAGGAGGGAGAAGAAAGAUUUUAGGAAGAAAUCCAAUCCAAAAUAAUGAAUCGUGUAGCAGCUGAGAUUUGCGCGUGUUGAAUUUACAUUUAAACAUACAUAAAAAACGAAGACUACGAAGUGAUGUUUGUUGUACAUAUGAAUUUGAAGCAACAUUGCAGACAUCAAACGAAUAUUAUGUUCCUAUCAACCAUUGAUGCAAAUGGCAAGCUGUCCUAAAGCUGAAAACAUGGAUAGGGCUAUCUUGCCGUGUCUCUCAAGUGUUUCCAAUAGCAUUUUUUCGUCAUUUUGUUGUACAGUCUUGAGUUGUGGUUAAUUUUUUUCUUUACGAAUUCACCACCUUUAUUGCAAGUAAGAUGUAUUAAGGGGAGUGUAGGUCUAGUGUAUGUUGUUAUUAGGUUAACAAACCUGAUACGCAUUGUCCACUGUUGCUUUUGGCCACCAACGAUACAAGCUUUCCAAAUAUGCGCAUAAGUUUAAACAGUUUCGUCCGAGUUGGUUCGGACUUUUCAAUUUUUGACAUUUUAACGUUUGACAUCUGACAUUUCUCCUUUGACAGAUUUUUAACCUUAAUUUUUAAUUCACAUUUCGAUUGAUUUUUAUUAUUCCGAUUCAACUUCUUAGCUUCAGUUUUAUCUUUUAGAACCGGUUUUAAGCUUAAAGUAACAAGUAAAAACAAUGCACAAGACAAGAUCAUUCAAACAUCCUAUGAUCCGGUACUCCUCUGUUCAAUUUUGAACGACGAAUUAGGAGCCAAAGAGAGUUUUUUUAAAUUGACAAUUUUGAAAUUGUUUUCGCGUUUCUCCCUUGUGUAACAACAUGGCCGAUUUUAAAAGUUUUUAAAUUCUUUUUGUGUCUUUUUGAAGGUUGGUGGUGGCAUGACUAAUAUACAAUAAAUUCAAUUUUAUUGUUACUUACUGGCUGUGUAUGUAAAUAUCGAAAUCAAGGACAGUGUCGAAGCAACAGUUGGGGAAUGCGUAUUUAUCAGUUAUCGGGAUAUGAAAAAUAAGAGACUGUAAACUGGAAUUGUAUAUUUUGAAAUUUCCCCAAUUGUCGCACUACCCCAUAUUAUCUCAAACUUUAUUUUUCAUUUAAAAAAAAAAAAUUAAAACUUCCAGAAAAUCCAAAAAAAGUUUAAAACUGCUGAAAACGCAAAAAAAAAGUUACUUUUGUACAUAUUAGUCAAGAAAUUAAAUUAUUCCAUUUGAAAUUCAUACUUUUAAAGUAUUUUAUUUGAACAGUUUGAAACAAAAUGCUAUCACUUUCUUUCCAUAUUUCUCGAAAUGAAAAUCAUUUUGGACUUUGUUGAGAGUGAAAAUUGAUUAUUAUGAAAAGAGUUUUUGUAUAUAUCGACCAUCAGUCCACUUCAGGUUAGUCACCAGUUUUGGUGAUAUGUUCACCCAAUGAAAUGAUGUACAAUGAUAAAAUUUGAAAUAGUUUUUAUUUUGAAGAGAAUUAAAGUAAUAAUUUUGACAUUUUAAAUAGUUUGAACAGAGAAAUAUGGAAGGAAGUGUAUGUAUACAGUGUACUAUGAAAUAUCGAAGUUGAAAAAAAAAAACAAAAAAAGUUUUUCACUGAACGAAAUAAUGCAUUUUCAUAGUUUUUUGAAAUUUAAUUCUUUUCUUGAUAGUGUAUCUUAGACUGUUUUCAUUAUUUGCCAUUUUAUGUUUCAAACCAUAUGUGAAUUACAUAAAGAAAUGUAUUGUUUUUAUUGUAAAAUUGUGUAUCUAUAUGACUAAAACUUCAGUGUGAAAACAAAUUGAUCUUUUUUUUUAUUUGUAGAAAUUCGAACCUAAAUUUCCUUUAUUCUUUUUUUGAAUAAUAUUAAAAGAUUGAACCCUAAGUACAUUUAAGUUUCUUAAAAUGUAUAUAAUAUAGGGUAGUGCAGUCUGGCAUUGUUAUUAUUCGAUAACUAUAUAAGAAGGCAUUCUGGCAGGUACAUUGAUAUUGGGUGUGUUUAUUUUAGCACAUAUGUGUAUUCGAAAAAAUAUCAGUUCGUUAUUGAUUUUGUGUGCAAGUUUCUUUUUAAUAUUCUGUUCACUUGUUCCGGCAGGGGUGCUAAUUUUUAGACGAUACGGUUAAUUUUAUAAAUAAAAGAUACAGUUAUUCGGUAUAACAUAACCUUAACAGGCCUUUAUUAGGUUUAAAAUAGAGUAUAAAUAUAAAACAGAAAUGGUUUUCGUGUUUUAAGGCAGUGUUUCUAGUUUUUACACUUUUAUUGAAUAACGCACCCUUGACAUUUUUUUUACGUGCAUAUUUUCAAAUUAUGGAGUUUUUUUUUGUUUCUAGUCUAAUAAUAUGUAUAUUUGAAUUGAGUAUAAGAUAUCGUUAAGUUUGAAACUACAGCAGGUGAUGGGGUUUGCUUAGAAUUAUAGUUAUAAUUUUCUCAGAUAAGGUUCAUUGAGAUAAUCAUCUUGUUCUCGUCACCUUCGGUCUUCAAUCGGUAUGACUUUGUCUAAAAGUUCAAUAUUCAUCACCCCUGCUCUAAUUGUAUGGUAUAUCAACUGUACUGAUUGGCUUAUGUUGCCCAUUAAAAUUGUUUUAUAAAAAUGUAUUUUUCUUUUUUUUUCUGAACAAUUCAAGAUUUUUAUAAACGACAUGUGAUAUAUUGUGUGUCUGUGCUAAGAUUAUGACUAAAACGACAUUCAUUGAGAUCUUGAGAAUUAUUGAACUUGAAAAAUCAGUACAAAAAAUGCUGCAAAUUUUAUAUUUCGAUUCAUUAUUUCAUCUUUCAAUAAAAAAUAUUUUGAUGCAUGAAAAAGAUAUAUUAAAAGAUUGAAUUAGAAUAAGAUUCAUAAUUAUGAGUGCUACUAAAACUAUCAGGUUAAAUAUAAAUGAAUAUAUUAGAAGUGAAUAUUGUACAAAUUUCAUUUGAAUAGCUUCUACACAUGCUGAGUGUUAUUUUUAUUCGAUUUUCGUAUUCGACACAUUCCAAAAUGUAAAAUUAAAAACAUUUCCAAAGGUUAUUACUUGGGAGAAUUGAAUUAAACAGAAUAAGGCAAAAUAUGGGUGGCCUUUUAAAAUCGAGUUGCUAGAGUGAAAAUGUUAUUAUACUGUCAAUUAAGCGACCAAUCCAAAAUUUUUUAUAUAUUUUUCGUUUACUUUUGGCAUCAAUCGUGAAAAAAACUAACUGCCCUAAAAUUUUCACAAUUAACUUUUUAGAAUGUGUAGAUCAAAAAUCGAAUUG